AUGCGUCUCGUCACCUUCGUCACCGUCUUUGCCGCCUCGACCGCAGCGGCCCCGGUCAACUUGGCCGUGCCCAUCAUGGACGCCAACGACCACCAGGGCACGGUGAGGCGGAGGAACAGCGUGCCGGACCCCGCCGACGUCCUGGACCACUCGGCGGCGGCGGCGGCGGUCGUCCAGCGCAGAUCGCCCCAGCCUGUGCCCGGCUUGUUUAGUUUUGGUACCGUGUCCAAGCUGUUCAAGACCGUCGCCGGCUUUGUCAAGGGUGGUGGCAAGAAGGGCGGCGGCGGCGGCGGCUCCCGCACCUCGGGCAGUUCCAACGCCGGCAGCGCGGCAUCUCAGAACAGCGGCGGCGGCUCCUUCUCCGGUCUUCAGAACAAGAACACGCAGUACUCGGGACAGAACGGCGUCGGGGUGAAUCAAAACCUUGGCACCAGCGGCGGCGCGUAUCAGAACGGUUACAUGUAUCAGAACGGUGGUAACAGCGGCGGCACGUACCAGAACGGCGGCAACGGCGGCAACGGCGGCGGCAUGCUUUCCACUAUACAAAACAAGCUCUCGCAGUACAUGCAAGGUGGCAAUGGCGGCACCGCCGGCGGGAUGACUCAGAACGGUGGCGGCAACAUGGGUAACAUGAACAUGGGCACCAACAUGCCUAACAACAUGGUCAACACGGGUGGCAUGAACACGGGUAACAACAUGCCUAACAUGGUCAACACGGGUGGCAUGAACACGGGUAACAACAUGUUUACCAACACGGGUGGCAUGAACACUGGUAACAACAUGCCUAACAACAUGGUCAACACGGGUGGCAUGAACACCGGUAACAACAUGUUUACCAACAUGGGUGGCAUGAACUUUGGUAACAGCAUGGGCAGCACCAUGGGCAACGGCAUGAGUUACAUGAACGGCAUGCCCAGUGCGGCCUACAGGCUCCUGAAAAGGGCAGCAAGUUCCGGCCUUUUCAAGAGAGCUGCUGGGAUUUUGAGUGUCUGA
Molecule: messenger RNA, 993 nt
Organism: Pyricularia grisea
Lineage: Eukaryota; Fungi; Ascomycota; Sordariomycetes; Magnaporthales; Pyriculariaceae
Exons: 1
Coding region: 1-993 (330 amino acids)
Source: RefSeq, a predicted model, not a curated record